Neoarius graeffei (lesser salmon catfish) is the source of this 2286-nucleotide messenger RNA. RefSeq names its product HEPACAM family member 2 (gene hepacam2). The record is from RefSeq and is a predicted model, not a curated record. The coding region runs from base 191 to 1618 and encodes 475 amino acids. Lineage: Eukaryota; Metazoa; Chordata; Actinopteri; Siluriformes; Ariidae. The transcript has 9 exons.
AACAAUAACGGAGUUCAUCUGGCUGUGAUCCGAUCCGUCAGGCCUAAGCCAUGUGUAUCAGCGGGGGACUGUUUUGUCAUAUCUGGUCGUGGAGGAGGUAGUGGCCUUUCUAAGCCUUUGCCAGGUGUACGCUCUCCUCCUGCUGUCCCAAGGGAGGCGGAGCCUGGCGCUCCUCUCAUUUCCCUGGCAAAUGCUGUCUCCAGUUCCCCCUUCUAGUCACAAGUCAUACAGAUCUCUGGAACACAAGCAGCAAGCAGACAUGGGAUCUGUGGCAGCCGUCAUGAAUCUGCUCCUAUGUGCCAUGCCAAUCAUCUCAGGCGCUAACAGAGAGCUCAUUUCGGUGCCUUCGGUCGUGCAUGGGAUCAAAGGCAAGCCGCUCUCCAUAGCAGUGGAAACAAAAUUUGAUGAAGAAGGAGUGCAGUUCCAAGGUACCUGGUUUCAGCUCAGCCCUAAAUCUAAUCAUCUGGUGACGUUUGAUAAGAACAGAGCAAUCCAUAACAUGCUCCUGAAGGAAACAGUGGUGCGCAUCACUCCUCCCAUCGUCUCUCUGAACUUUACAAGUUUGGAAGACGCAGAUGAGGGAGACUACCAGCUAACAAUCAACAUCAUCCAUACUCGUCAUAAUAAAUCAGAGACUGUUACCAAGAAUGUGCGGAUUACAGUCAACGUUCCUCUUUCCAUCCCUGUGGUUGAGAAAAGCUCUAAAGGCCCACUUGUGGAAGACCAGGACAACAUUACUUUGACCUGCACUGUGGAGAAAGGAACUAAGCCGAAGUUUGAGUGGUUUAGAAACAACAAUCCAGUCAACCCAAGCAAGCGUCACAUGUUCUUGCAUAACAACAGCACCCUGUCCAUUAGCCCAGUGAAGAAGGAGGAUAUUGGCAUGUACAGCUGUGUGGUCAAAAACCCCAUCAGCAAUUUCCGAAGUAAAGUCAUGGAUCUCAGUAUAUACUAUGGCCCCUACAACCUGGAAGUAUACUGUGAACAGGGUCUGAGAACUGGCAAGGUGUUCACUGUACAUCAGGGUGAGAUGGUGUUUUUUGACUGUCUAGCCGACUCCAACCCUCCGAACACCUGUGUGUGGAUUUCCAGACGUGACAACGGCACAGAAGUGCUCAUGACCGGCCCACGCUUUGAGGUGGCUUCUCUCAAGCUGGGCCAUGCCACGGAGUUCUUGUGCAGGGCUUUUAACAACGUAACCAAUAAACAGGAUGAGACUCACUUCACACUUUUAGUGGCCAAUCUUGGCAAAGGCAGAGAAACUCUUGUCCAGGAGAAAACUGCAGUGUCCUUUUUAACCAUCAUCGUCUUCUCGUUACUCAUUAUUGUCUGCGUGCUAAUUGUGCUCUUCAGGAAGUCCUGCCGUCCAAAAAAAGUGUUCAUGAAAAUCUACAGCAGGCCUGUCCCAGAAGAGAAAGGUCUUCAUCGCUCAGGCCAUGAGGAUGCCACUGAGGAUUUUGGCAUCUAUGAGUUUGUUUCCGUACCUGGGAAAAUGGAGUCCAGGGAGGCAUCAUGCAGAUCUCUGACACGGCUCGAUUCAGCCCGAGAUUUGCAUACCACCAUCUAUGAUGUCAUCAAGCAUGUUCCUGAAACUCCAACACUGAGUUUGCUGAAGUGAGCGACAUGUUUCAUGGAAACAAACAGGAUUUAGGGAAGAAGUGUUUGUGCAAAGACUAAAAAAAAACACUCCAAAAAAAAAAAGCACUGGCGAUGCUGGUCAAUGCCAUCCUUUCUUUAUUUCUUCCUAGCAUCACGUGAAUGCAGUUUUACUCUUUUAAAAUUAGAUAAUAUAAGACCCUUAAUGAAGCAGGAAUCAUAAUUAUAAUCCAAUGAUACAUAAAGAUGAUAUUUAGAUAUUUAUUUACUAAAUAUUUCAUCAGGGUCUUCAGUUUUGUAUAUUGCAUUUCUUGCUUUUUGUUCCCGUUAUUUACCUGUCACUGACAUUCAGCUUUAGUGGUAUUACUGGAUAUCUGAAAAGCUUUACAAUAAUUAUGACAUGAUUUUGAUAUCUGUUUAUACAUUACUGGCUUAAUCGAUACCUGAGAGUAUUUAUCUAUUUAUAUAGCAAUAUCAAACGCAGACUAGCCACUGCUCCAUCUGUCAUGCAUGUAAAUAUAUGCAGGUUUUUUUUAUUCUAAUACUGUAUUUUUGCACACUGCAGUGUCAUUCUACCUGUGGAAUUCAGAUAUGCUCUGUAUAUUACAUUGCAGAUGCAAUUUGUUGCAAAUAUUCACAGUUUAUGAGGAAAAAAAACUCUUUAUUUUGAAAAUAAAGAUUUAUACCAGU